UCAGUUGCGUUCUUUCUUCACCAGGUUUCGGUUCAACCCUUCUACAAUUGAGAAUUCUGAGUCGGGUUGUAUUGAGAAUGGCAACAGAAAACAGUCCACCCGAGAAGCAACCAUCGCCUACUGCCGUGAAACCAGCCAUCACUUCAUGUCGAAAGAAGAAGUCAGACGAUGCUACUUUCAUGGAGGAUUUGAAGGACCACAUCGACGAGUUCAUUCAAGCUUCCAUGGACGAGCACGAAACAUGCUUUAAGAAAACCAUCCAAAAGAUGUUCGGGAUGUCAAAAGUUGUUGCUGAAAGGAGCACUGAAACGAAGGAAGUGGAGAGUUCUCUUCCCCUUCAAACUACCAUGGCCGACUAGUUAUGUAGUACCGGUCCUUUUUCCACAUCUUGAUGUAAUGUUUCGCGGUAAUGAGAAUCGCAAUUAUUAGUAUGAGAUUAUGGUGUUACUUAUGGUGGGAUUAUGUAUGUUUGGAGUUCACGAUGCCGGAUCUGUCAUGUUAUGAUAAUUGUUAACUUAGUUUGUUUUCUGAA
This is a messenger RNA of Rhododendron vialii, 532 nucleotides long. RefSeq lists its product as uncharacterized. Bases 78 to 359 code for a protein of 93 amino acids. Lineage: Eukaryota; Viridiplantae; Streptophyta; Magnoliopsida; Ericales; Ericaceae. The transcript is spliced from 3 exons. The record is from RefSeq and is a predicted model, not a curated record.